This is a messenger RNA of Linum tenue, 951 nucleotides long. The record is from the annotation of a GenBank genome assembly. NCBI's taxonomy places the organism in Eukaryota, Viridiplantae, Streptophyta, Magnoliopsida, Malpighiales, Linaceae.
CCUAAUCGCGCCACGGCGGGGAAACCACACGUCAUCAAGUUCCGAUCCCCCAAUCUCUACCCAGAGGGACUCGCCUACAACCGCUCCGCACAGCACUUCAUCGUCGGAUCCCUCCGCCACCGCUCGAUCCACUCCGUCUCCGAUGCUGGCGUCGUCGACACCCUCAUCACAGACCUCUCUCUCCCUCCCAACGCCUCGAUCCUCGGUCUGGCGGUCGAUUCCGUCAACAACCGCCUCCUCGCCGCCGUCCACUCCAUGGCCCCGCUCCCAAUCUUCAACGCCUUAGCCGCCUACGACCUCCGCACCCACCAGCAGCUCUUCCUCUCCCUCCUCCCCGACGGCGGAGCCACCGGGCGCCCCGUCGCGAACGCGGUGGCCGUCGACUUCAAGGGCAACGCGUACGUCACCAAUUCCUUGGGAACUGAGGAAGGUAACUUCAUCUGGAAAGUAGAUUCGGAAGGAAACGCGUCGAUCUUCUCCAGAUCGGAUAAAUUCACCGAAUCCCCCGUCGACCACGACCUGCCGUACAGCGAAUCGGGGCUCAACGGCGUGGCCUACGUCAGCAAGGGGUACCUUCUCGUGGUGCAGAGCAACACCGGGAAGGUGUUCAAGGUCGAUGAGGUCACCGGGGGAGCAAGGCGGGUGAUCCUGCCGGCGGAUCUGAUGUACGCCGACGGGAUCGCGGUGAGGAGGUGGGACGGGGCCGGGCUGUUCCCCUGGAGGUCGAGGUGGCGGAGGUCGGGGAGGUCGGCGAGAGCGGGCGGGAUGGGGCCUUGGAGGAGGUUCUGGGAGAGGUCAAGGAAGCGGAGGGCGCGGCAGGCGGAGAUGGCGCCGGGGAGGGAGGAGUUGAUGGAGUUGUUGAAGAGGGAGAGGGAGGAAGCGCCCUUUAUUUGUAAUUUUUUUUUGUUUUAUUUUUUUUAUAUUAAUGUGAAAAUGAGUUGGAAAUGGUAG